Cuscuta campestris is the source of this 1407-nucleotide messenger RNA. NCBI's taxonomy places the organism in Eukaryota, Viridiplantae, Streptophyta, Magnoliopsida, Solanales, Convolvulaceae. The record is from the annotation of a GenBank genome assembly.
CCACAUUUGUUCCGUGAAUGUUUGUCGGGAAACUGGUUUUCACAGUGUUGUUAGGGUUUUAGGCUUUUUUUUUCUUGUUUGUUUUUCCGAAAAGGGGAAGUUUGAUGCUCUCGGAGCGAGAUGAUGUUCUCAAAUGGAUCAGCCUUGGGAGCUCUAUCAUCAGCCUUGAACAAUUAGGACUGAGUUAGUAGUUGUAUACUGUCAAACUUAUUUUUGACUUGUGGUUCGGAAGCCUCCUGGAAUGGAAUUGAGAUUUCAGUCCCUCCUGUUGCUGAAUCUCUUCCAUCUGCUGCUACGAAUCACCUGCAGAACAAGUUCACGAUGCAAUAGCACGAGAGAAAUGUAUCCAGCAUUGGAUGAGAAGAUUGUAACGGGAACUGCUCUGGCUGAUAAAGUGCUUCUCAGGCAAGUUUCUUCUCAGGAGUUUGCAGAGAAGAAGCAUCUUGAGAGCUUCUGGUGUGUGAAUUCUGCCACAGUUCAUCAUCUUGAGAGCAUAUGUAACCUGCUAGUACUGUACAAGAACCCCAAAGAUGGAUGAUCUUAAGAAAGGGAGAACCCUUCUGGAGGUAAUGAAGGGGAAAGGAGCAACAGCUAAUAGCCUAAUUCUUCGGCCUGAACUAGCACAGAAGCCACGAAGCAACUUGGUGGCACAGGAUUUCUAGUAGAUCAUAUACCAAAGCACAUGGCGGGUAAGGUUGCACCAGGUGGAGCCAUAGACUAUUGGUUGGAGAGUGCUGGUUUGGUCAAUGUGAGGGAAGCUGGAGCGAGUGAUCCUUUUUGCUUUCUUGUUUUGAAGUUGAUGGUGCGGGUUUCUAGUUCGGGAUCGUAAAAUGGUCGAGUUGGAUUUCCUUUGCAUUAUGGUAAUUUGGCUGCGAAUGAUGAAGAGCACUCAGCUGCUACGAAUGGUUCAGCUAAUGGUAAUCAUUGGAUUCUAGCACUAACACCACCACUAAUAGCACCGCCAUCGCCGCCGCCACCUGAUGCUGUUAAUCGGGAAAAAGCAGUUUUGUAUCCAGAAAUUUAGACGCCCAAGUGGUCAAUAUCGAUUCCACCAGAUACCUUCAUGGUUGACUGAUGCACUCCCCAUAAAUUUUAAAUUGGUAUUGGAGCAAGUUAAGCUCAAGUUAUCAGCUUAAAGAUCCAUCAUGGGGGACAUGGAAGAAGUAGCCAAUGUUCAACGACCUCCACUCUUGAGGGGACCAAACUAUAAUUUCUGGAUGGGGCGCAUGAAGACAUUCCUCAAAUCACGAGGAAGGGUCUCGAGGAGCAUUGAGACUGGCUGGAAGCCACCUGUGACGACAGUUGAAGGAUCAAAUGUCGGAAUUCUCAAAGCAUUUGAGGAAUACAGCAAAGACGAGGCGGCAGCAGCAGAAUGCAAUGACAAAGCACUAAACGCCUUGUUUGGUG